This is a messenger RNA of Blumeria graminis f. sp. triticale, 222 nucleotides long. NCBI's taxonomy places the organism in Eukaryota, Fungi, Ascomycota, Leotiomycetes, Helotiales, Erysiphaceae. The record is from the annotation of a GenBank genome assembly.
AUGUCAGAAAGUUCUAAAUUUUCACCCGAACAUCCAACAAUUCUCAGUUUGAACAAGUUGUGGGAGAGCAAUGAAAAUGACGAUAUCAGAAUUGGAGCAUUGGAAAAACGGAUGGACAAAAUGGAAAUCAAGACCAUAAUACGCUUCGAAAGAAUCGAAAACUUAUUGCAGCAAAUUGUAUCUGACAAGAUCAAGAGAACUAUUCUGAUAAUACCGAGCUAA